UUUACAUGAGAUUAUUUAUUUUUUGUUCACAAUAAAAACUAAAUAUAAAAUAUUUACCACCUCAACAAUUGUUCCCUAUUACAGAUAAUAUUUAUGCCAAAUAGAAUGAUUAUAAAUAACAAUUAUUACAGUGUUGUAUGUUGUCUAUAAUUAGUUUUUAAUCAUUUUUAUCAGCGAUGUCAAAACUUCCUAAAACAACUUUGAAUCUUAAACAGUUUAUGAUUCGUCAAGAAGUCAUCAAACUGUACAGAGAUAUAUUCAGAACUAUAAAAUUAGUGUCAGAUGAAAACACACGACAAGAAUUGAAGGAAUGGGCGAGAGCAGACUUUCGUAACAAUAUGCACCACACAGAUGAAUCAACCAUCAAAGCUAGGCUGUACUAUGGCCAAAAAUCACUUAAGGACUUACAACACUCACUCGCAUUGAGCAGGAGCUAGUAUUAAG
Molecule: messenger RNA, 444 nt
Organism: Achroia grisella
Lineage: Eukaryota; Metazoa; Arthropoda; Insecta; Lepidoptera; Pyralidae
Product: LYR motif-containing protein 2
Exons: 2
Coding region: 177-437 (86 amino acids)
Cellular component (GO): mitochondrion
Source: RefSeq, a predicted model, not a curated record